AUGGAGACCCACCACAAUAACAACGGCUUGUCGUCGUUGGAGGGUAAAGCCGGCUCAUCCAGCAACGAGCAUGGCAGCAACAAUUCCUUGGACGAUGCUGUGGGCAAGUUACUACAAGGAUACGAUUGGACACUACUUCCGGUGACUUCGCGCGCCGGCGGGCGAAGAAGCGCCCACGUGAAGCGUCCGAUGAACGCCUUUAUGGUGUGGGCGCAGGCGGCAAGGCGAAGACUGGCCGACCAGUAUCCGCAAUUGCACAACGCCGAGCUGUCGAAGACGCUGGGAAAAUUGUGGAGGAUUCUGAGCGACGGCGAGAAACAACCGUUCAUCGAGGAGGCCGAGAGGCUGCGGAACGCGCACAAGAAGCAGCAUCCGCAUUACAAGUAUCAACCUCGUCGUAGGAAGCCGAAGUCGGACGAUCAGAUGGGCAUAAUCGUGCACAGGGGCGGACUUCCGUCACCAGGAACCUCUCUGGACUCCCCGGCCGGCUCCUCGGACUGCACCUACGCCCGCCUGUACCCGGACGCCGGCGGGAAGACGUACGAGCGGUCGGCAGCCUACCACGAACCGAAGUCCAGCGCCUACGACCUAGCUCGACCGGUCUGGGUCAACGAGACGGUUGCCAAGUAUCCCGCCGCUGAUCAUCCUAACAAGCCGACGUACGAAACGACGGCCAGAAGCUACGCCGAGGCGAAAUGCCACGAGGUCGCCAAGUACCAUCACGAUAUGACCGGUACCAAGUACCACCACGAGAUGGUCGGUACCAAGUACCAUCAUCACCACGAAUCGUCGGCAACCAAGUACCCGGAUCUGCAGUCUAAAUCUUACGAUCUGCCAAAGUACCCGGAGGCCAAGGGAUACCCGGAUGGGCUGAAGUACUCCGCGGAGAUGAGCAGCGGCGCGGCCGCCGCUGCGGCCGCUGCUGUUGCUAAGGCGCCCUACGCUUGUGUACAUGGACAAUAUUACCCUACCGCGGAGGGAUAUGCCGUACACGGCGAGGAGAACGACUAUCAACCGCAGAGUGUGUCGUCGCAUCCCUCUUUUUACCCCUACAUAUCGGCAUCCAUGGCGCAACCGCCGUACUACAUGGGACCGCGAUAGAGGAUGCGAGACCGAAGAUGGGAGGCGACGCGAAAUAAUUCUUGGAGAUUUUCACGAGGUUGACUGAGAUUGAGCGGUGCAUAUCAAGCAAAGUAAAAUCAUAGACCAUUGCCAAUCGGAUAGAAAACUAUUUGGAUAAAUUUGGUUGAGGUCAUCUGAUGAAUGAAACCAAGAUCGCGUCAUCUUCCCCCUUUGACUGCGAGUCGUGUUUUACUCGAGUUUUGAUAUAACGCAGAAAUUUUAUGGCAUGCGUGCGUGCGUGUGUGUGUGUGUGUGUGUGUGUGUGUGUGUGUGUGUGUGUGUGUGUGUGUGUGUGUGUGUGUACGUGUGCUUGAUAAACUUUGUGCGUAUACGAUCGUCCGUUAGCGAUCUGUCGAGAUUCUUAAUUCAAUUGAAUAUCGCGCGCUUAAUGAAACUCCUUAAAGUACUUAAACGAUAGCGGUUGUUGUACUUAAUGACGUCAAAUUGAUAAAUUAUAUUCUAUAGAGCAAGAUACCCUCUCGAUUCGAUCUCUCUCUUUCUGUAACUUUCUUUUUUUAAUUUAUUCUUCUCUGUAAACUCCGUGACACAAUACAUAUAAAUAAAACAGUUCUAUUAUCUAAGUAUUCUUGAGUUAUUAUGGUUCGGAUGAGUUUUAGUUGUUCAAGGCUAUUUGCAAAAAAAGUCGACAGAUAAUAUUUUAAAUAAACAUUUAAGAAAACUUACGAGAAGACUUGUAAAUUA
This is a messenger RNA of Solenopsis invicta (red fire ant), 1824 nucleotides long. Its product is annotated as transcription factor SOX-8. Gene Ontology annotation, cellular component: nucleus. The transcript has 4 exons. Gene Ontology annotation, biological process: regulation of transcription by RNA polymerase II. NCBI's taxonomy places the organism in Eukaryota, Metazoa, Arthropoda, Insecta, Hymenoptera, Formicidae. Bases 1 to 1101 code for a protein of 366 amino acids. The record is from RefSeq and is a predicted model, not a curated record. Gene Ontology annotation, molecular function: RNA polymerase II cis-regulatory region sequence-specific DNA binding; DNA-binding transcription factor activity, RNA polymerase II-specific.